UCAAUUUUCGAGACUAUGAAUUUGAAGUAUUUAACGAUGGUAAAUCGUAUGGUGCUGCCAAGGCUAUAUGUGAAGGAAGAAAUGCAUGGCUUGUUGAAAUAAAAGAUGAAGAAACUCAGGCUGCAGUAAGACAGUUAACAACACAAUAUAUUUGGAUCGGUUUGCAUUAUGACAGUGGGUGAAAAUGGAACAACAUAGCUGCAUUGAAAUAUACCAAUUGGGCCACCGAUAAUCCCCGAACUAUUAGCAGCCUUCAUAAUAACUACUGUGGAGCAUCUAUAACUUCCGAUGGAAAAUGGCUUAACAGUGACUGUGAAGCCGGGUUGCGGUAUGUAUGUCAAUUAGAUCUUACCUGGGCCCUUUAUAACAGUAACUUGGCUUUAACAAUAAUUAGCAGUCCGAAGAAAUCAGUUGCUGAUGCGAUAUCAUCUUGUACUGCAAUUGGAAAAAGCUUAGUUUCUAUCACAACUAAUGCAUUAGAUUCAUUUCUGACGGCAAAACUAUCUCAUAAACAUUUAAUUUUCAGUGGAACCAUUAAUUACUGGACAAGUGGAAGUGAUUCAGAGACAGAAGGCAAUUGGAAAUGGGGAGAUGGAACAGCUUUUGGUAAAGAUGAUCAGAAUUGGAUGAGGUGGACAGAAUGGGACGAGCCAAAUGGGGGAACAAACGAAAACUGUUUGAUGAAAUAUGCCGGGGCAAAUUAUAAAUGGAUUGAUGCAAGUUGUUCAGCAGAAGCUGCUUAUAUAUGUCAGAAAGGUGUGUCAUCUGGGAACUGCGGUAGUGAUGUGUGCCUAAACAAGGGAAGCUGCAAGGUUAAGAAUUCACGGUAUACAUGCACAUGCAAUGCGGGGUAUUUUGGAACAAAAUGCGAAAAAGAUCUUAUCUCAAUCUCUACAACGAGUGAAACAAGACGUUUGAAAAGUGGAGAAAGCAUCUAUGUUCAACUCGACAUUACAUCAUAUGAUGGAAACGUUACUGUUGACGUUAGAAAUCAGAAUAACGUAAAAACUAAAACCGUUACGACCAGCAAUAUCAGUAGCAGCAAUCCUUCAACUACGUUGACAAUCAACAUUGGUCCCAUAGAAGUUUUAUCGACAACUAUUUUGUACAAGUUUGAAGCUGGUCCCAAGGGAAACAAUCUUUACUCGAGAGUAGUUGUUCUGACAUUGGUAGUUAAUGAUGCCUGCGAUUCAUCACCUUGUAAUAAUGGGGCCACCUGUCAAUAUACGACUGCAGAGCCAUAUUACAAUUGCACUUGUCGGCCAGAAUACAAUGGCACUGCGUGUGAAGAACCAACGUAUAACCUUAAUAAAAAUUGCAAAUAUCACGUCAACUUUUACAAAAAGAAAACAUUCGGUGACGCAAAUACAACUUGCAAUAGUCUUGGUGGAACAGUCGCGAUGAUGAAAACAGACGCAAUACAAGAUUUUGUUGAAAGUCAAAUAAUAGAUCAAUAUGGCAAAGAAGGAGGCACAAUUGCAUUUGGAUUGGAGCUUACAAACCAAAUACUGAUUGGUUGUGGGUUGACGAUACGCCCAUUACCAAUAACAAGUGGGCGUGGUCUUCGGUGAGCCAAGGAAAUGGAUAUUUGUUUAUGAGUUCCUAUUCAACAACGAGGAAUAAUAUGAAGUGGUUUAAUGAUGACGGCUCUUCAAAGGGAUAUGUUUGCGAGGUUCCGGCCAUUGACAGAUGUUCAACAUCUCCCUGUCUUAACUCGGGAACAUGCAUACAAAUUGGUUGUCAAAGAAAGUGCAAAUGCAUGUGGGGUUUUACUGGAGAAAAUUGUGAAACAAGAAUAUCUCAGAUUUCAUGCUUCCAGUCCGAAAUUUCAAUCAAAUGGAAUCAAGAAAAGCACAAGUUUGGAAGUGUAUACAAACUUCAUUUAGAGGAUUUGAUGUCAAAGACAAGUAAAGUUACGAACGUACAAAUCUUGCUGACUAAUGAACCAACAAUAAAUAUCGGGAAUGUAUCUGAACCGACACCGAUUCACUGCGUCUCAAGCACUCGUCUUUCCAUAUCACCCAAUAAAUAUAUCCUUGUGGAUCUGUGGGUAGCUCGGAUUAGAAUGUCAUUGAAAUCCGUUGCUAAAGUCUAUCAUAUCUUUGAUGAAUCAAAGUUCAAAGUCGAAUUUGUUGACUUGGCGUAAAGUUAAACUUCUUUAUAAUUUCAUUGAGACUCUCAAGGGAUUGUCAUGAUGUUGUAUGAACUCUUUUUUGACAUUGCUGGACUAUUGUUUACAAACUUGAAUUUUUAUCUUAGGUCACUCAAGGUACCG
Styela clava is the source of this 2275-nucleotide messenger RNA. The record is from RefSeq and is a predicted model, not a curated record. NCBI's taxonomy places the organism in Eukaryota, Metazoa, Chordata, Ascidiacea, Stolidobranchia, Styelidae.